CACCAACCGUAAAUAACGAGGAAAACCACCCCAAAAUUCCCAUUUUCCGCUCCCUGAGAAAACUCCCCUCCUCCUCCUCCUCCUCCUCCUCCCUCUCCGAUCGGCUCUCCCGUCGAAAUUCUCCGGCGACCUUCCGGCGACCCUCCGAUUCACCCGACGGUCGGAUUUUUUAGGGCGCGAUGAGCCAGGUGUUCGAGGGGUACGAGCGCCAGUACUGCGAGGUGUCCGCGAAUCUGUCGCGGAAAUGCACGGCGGCCGCCGCCCUUAACGGAGAGCAGAAGAAGCAGAAGCUUUCUGAAAUUAAAGCUGGCUUGGAUGAUGCCGAAGCCCUGAUUCGGAAAAUGGACCUUGAGGCGCGCAGUCUGCAGCCAAGUGUCAAAGCAACGCUUCUUGCCAAGUUAAGGGAAUAUAAAACUGAUCUGAACAAUUUGAAGACCGAAGUAAAACGACUUACAUCUCCAAAUGCUAAUCUGGCUGCCAGAGACGAUUUGCUGGAGUCGGGCAUGGCAGAUGCAAUGAUGGUUUCUGCUGAUCAAAGGGGGAGACUGUUGAUGUCAACAGAAAGAUUAAAUCAUUCAACUGACAGAAUUAAAGAAAGUAGAAGGACAAUGCUUGAAACAGAGGAACUUUGCGUCUCAAUUCUUCAAGAUCUACAUCAACAACGCCAAUCCCUUCUGCAUGCUCAUAACAAUCUUCAUGGGGUGGAUGAAAAUAUCGGCAAGAGUAAAAAGAUUUUGACUGCCAUGUCAAGAAGGAUGAGCAGGAACAAGUGGAUCAUUGGCUCCAUCAUUGCGGCCCUCGUCGCUGCCAUUAUUCUGAUCCUUUAUUUUAAGCUGCGUUGAUGUCAUCGCGUGGUGGAGACACGUCCCUAUCUGCUCAAUUGUUGAUGGCUUUUCCAUGGUGUGAAUGUUGCUAAUACUUGCAAAUUUUUUGUCUUCUUAGAGCAUGAUGGUGUAUGUUUUUGCUGAGCUGAGUCUUUAUUUGUGUAAUCAUCACCAUUUUGCCGACCUUUUCCUUACUUAAAAGUGCAAAUAGUCACAAGCUUCUGUCAGUUUAUGCACACUGCAGACUCCAUUUUUCCUGGCCUAAGGUCUUUUCUCAUUAUC
This is a messenger RNA of Eucalyptus grandis, 1106 nucleotides long. Its product is annotated as vesicle transport v-SNARE 13. Gene Ontology annotation, biological process: vesicle fusion; intracellular protein transport; vesicle-mediated transport. The transcript has 6 exons. The coding region runs from base 180 to 842 and encodes 220 amino acids. Gene Ontology annotation, cellular component: ER to Golgi transport vesicle membrane; SNARE complex; Golgi apparatus. NCBI's taxonomy places the organism in Eukaryota, Viridiplantae, Streptophyta, Magnoliopsida, Myrtales, Myrtaceae. Gene Ontology annotation, molecular function: SNARE binding; SNAP receptor activity. The record is from RefSeq and is a predicted model, not a curated record.